Messenger RNA from Nipponia nippon (crested ibis), 1974 nucleotides. NCBI's taxonomy places the organism in Eukaryota, Metazoa, Chordata, Aves, Pelecaniformes, Threskiornithidae. The record is from RefSeq and is a predicted model, not a curated record.
AAGAACCUUGACAUCAGAGGCGCGCUGCACCUCAAGAGGCAAGUGAUCUUGUUUAUUCUGUGCGUUGGCGUGUGUCAGAGCGGGGCCGAAAUCCUCCACUAUUCGCUGGCGGAGGAAAUGGAGAGGGACUCCUUUGUCGCCAAUAUUGCAAAGGACCUGGGGGUUGCUCCGAGCCAGCUCGCAGCUCGCAAGGCCCGCGUUGUGUCCCAGGGGAACGAGCAGCUCUUCCGCCUCAAUCAAAACACCGGAGUCCUGACGGCAAAGGAGUCGCUGGACCGAGAGGAGAUCUGUCCGCAGAGCGAUACCUGCACGCUCUUCUUUAAAAUAUUCUUUGAAAAUCCGUUGCAGCUGAUCCGAGGGGAGGUGGAGGUUCGUGACGUGAACGACAACUCCCCCGUGUUCCUGCAGAAGGAGAUGGUUUUAGAGAUUCUCGAAACGACAUCUCCCGGGUCCCGUUUCCCUCUGGAAAGCGCCCAGGACAAGGACGUGGGCAGCAACGGCUUGCAGAACUACAGCCUCGGGUCCAAUUCAUAUUUCUCCCUCGCUCUCGGAACAGGGAAAGGUGGAGCAAAAUACGCGGAGCUCGUCCUAGAGCGGCAGCUAGACCGCGAAGAGCAGCGAGAGCUGAAUUUACUCCUCACCGCCACCGACGGGGGCUCGCCACCCAGGUCGGGCACGGCUCAGGUCCGGAUCGUGGUGGUGGAUGCCAAUGACAACAUCCCGGUGUUCGGUCGGGAGGUCUACGAGGUGCGCCUGGCCGAGAACAGCCCCCCGGAGCAGCUGGUAGUCAGAGUCGUGGCCAUGGAUCCCGACGAAGGGUCCUACGGGAAAGUGCGGUACGCCUUCACCCAGACAUCAGAGAGGUCUCGGCAGCUCUUCGAGCUGAACCCUGCAACUGGGGAGAUACGGGUCGCGGGUAACCUGGACUUCGAGGAAGCGAAAAACCACGAGAUGGUUGUGAAAGCCACCGACGGCGGGGGGCUGUCUGCGCAUUGCAAAGUGCAGGUGGAGGUCCUGGACGUGAAUGACAACGCCCCGGAGAUAGCGCUUACCUCCCUCACUGCCUCCAUUCCGGAGGACGCCCCGCCCAGGACCGUGGUGGCCCUGUUCAGUGUGCGGGACCGGGACUCCGGGGACAACGGCAGGACGGAGUGCGCGAUCAACGAGGACUUGCCCUUCAGUCUCACCCCCACUUUUGAUAAUUACUACGAACUGAGAACAAACGCGGCGCUGGACAGGGAGAGGAUGGCGGAGUAUAACAUCACCAUCACAGCCAUGGACUGGGGCGCCACACGGCUGAGCUCCCGGGAAAGCAUCUUCGUGCAGAUAUCGGACAUAAACGACAAUCCCCCAGAGUUCACCCAGGAGAUUUACACCAUGUCGGUCGCAGAGAACAACAGCCCCAUGCUCCGGAUCGGCAGCGUGAACGCCACGGACGCCGAUGCGGGAAAAAACGCCCGCGUAAACUACGCGCUGGUGCGGCAGGAGGGCAAGGAGCAGCCGGACGUGUUGGUCAACUCCGAAAACGGAGACGUUUACAUCCUCCGCCCGCUGGACUACGAGGAGGUGCGCACCUUCGAGGUGGCAGUGCGUGCUGCCGACGGCGGCACGCCGCCGCUCAGCGCCCAGGCGGUCCUGUGCGUGGUGGUGCGGGACGAGAACGACAACGCGCCCGUCGUGCUGCACCCGCCCCCCGACAGCAGCGCGGCGGCGGGCGAGCUGGUGCCACGCUGGGCGCAGGCAGGUUACCUGGUGGCCAAGGUGGUGGCGGUGGACGCGGACGCGGGGCAGAACGCGUGGCUGUCGUACGAGCUGGUGAAGGCGACGGAGCCGGGGCUGCGACGGGCUGGACGUGGCAGGCACGGGCAGUAUGUCGCCGUCUUACCGCUACGAAGUGUGCAUGACCACCGGCUCGGGGAGCAGCGAAUUCCACUUCCUGAGGCCCGUCCUGGCCAGCCCGCAAAGCAACGCUGA